AAGUUUGUCCCUUGCGGUGAUCCGUCUUAGUGUUUGCCUGCAGCAAGAUGGCGGCGGUCUCAAUGUCAGUAGCGCUGAGGCAAGCGUUGCGGGGGAGAAGGGCAGCGGCUGUAGCUGCCGUUUCCGUUUCCAAGGUUCCUACCAGGUCGCUGAGCACUUCCACAUGGAGGUUGGCACAGGACCAAACUCGAGACACGCAACUCAUAACGGUUGAUGAAAAAUUGGAUAUUACUGCUUUAACUGGUAUUCCAGAAGAGCAUAUCAAAACUAGAAAAGUCAGGAUCUUUGUUCCUGCUCGCAAUAACAUGCAGUCUGGAGUAAACAACACGAAGAAAUGGAAGAUGGAGUUUGAUACCAGAGAGAGAUGGGAAAAUCCUUUGAUGGGUUGGGCAUCAACGGCUGAUCCACUGUCCAACAUGGUUCUAGCUUUCAGUACUAAAGACGACGCAAUUGCCUUUGCAGAAAAAAAUGCCUACCGUAUUUCAUGUCUGACACUUCAAAAAUGUCUGUACUGAUGGAGCUAUGAUGUUGAAGAGAGAAGGGUUCCGAAACCCAAGUCCAAGUCUUAUGGCGCAAACUUUUCUUGGAACAAAAGAACAAGAGUAUCCACAAAAUAGGUUGGCACGGAUUAUAUCUCUGCUUGUCUGUGAAUAAAGUCAGCUGUUCAGUAUUUAUAGUCCGUGUGUAUUACACCUCAAUCUCCUAAUAAAUUUGACCUUUAAACUACA
This is a messenger RNA of Orcinus orca (killer whale), 728 nucleotides long. RefSeq names its product NADH:ubiquinone oxidoreductase subunit S4 (gene NDUFS4). The transcript has 6 exons. The coding region runs from base 48 to 515 and encodes 155 amino acids. NCBI's taxonomy places the organism in Eukaryota, Metazoa, Chordata, Mammalia, Artiodactyla, Delphinidae. The record is from RefSeq and is a predicted model, not a curated record. Gene Ontology annotation, biological process: electron transport chain.